AUGGCGGGGACUGCGCCCAGCCCAAGAGGCGAGACGGGGCGAGCGCCGGCGAUGAAAGCGCCGCGGGCCCUCGCCCCCCGGCCUUGGGAGCGCUUCGGGCGCCCUCAGAAGGAGCCGCAGCCGCUGCUGUCUUUGCCGCUCGGUCGCCGACGACGGGCAGCGCUCCGGUCCCGCCACGCUCGUGACAUAUUUUCAUGCUGUCACACAGGAGCAUUUCCUGCAUCUCCCCCAGGUUAUGAUUUCGGGCUAGCAGAUGUUGAUUGCUAUAUAGUGGGCUACAGCAGCGGGGAAGAGUCGGAGUCCGAGGAGUUCUUCUUUACCGCCCGCACCUCUUUCUUCAGAAGUCCCCUCGGCCACGCCAAGCCAAGCCUGCAAGAUGUUCAGAAGGAGAGAGAAACUCAAAAUUACCUCACCAAGGAAGCAAUCAAGGAAAAAGUCCAAAUAUACAAUUCAGAUGUUACUGACAAGCUAAAGAUGACUUUGAACUCAAGCGGAGUAUACACUGGCUUCAUCAAAGUUCAGAUGGAACUUUGCAGACCUAUCACUCUACGGGCUUCUGUGAAUGUAGGGAAGCAUCUCAACAGCAAUGAGACAGCUUUUUAUUUGCCUAAUGGUUAUAUGAACACUCUUCAUAUCAGCAGUACUAACACAGUCCGUGAAGUUAUUGAGGCCUUGCUCAAAAAGUUUCUAGUGGCUGAUAAUCCUGCCAAGUUUGCACUUUAUAAACAAUGUCACAAGGAAGAUCAAGUUUAUAUGUGCAAACUCUCAGAAACAGAACAUCCUCUCUAUUUGCGGUUGGUGGCUGGCCCAAGAACAGAUAUGCUUAGCUUUGUUUUACGUGAGCAUGAAACUGGAGAAGUUUUGUGGGAAGCCUUUAGUCUUCCUGAACUACAGAACUUCUUGCGUAUUCUGGACAAAGAAGAAGACGAGCAACUACAAACCUUAAAAAGACGCUAUGCAGUAUACAGAGAAAAACUUGAAGAAGCUCUUGGUGAAGUUUGGAUUCCAAGUUAAAAAGGGGCCAAAGAAUACUCAGGGAAAACAGUGUGUUACUUAAUUUUAAGUAACAUGCUAGAUUCAGUACCCAAAGCAAGAUGACUUUAACGAAGACUAAUUUGUUACCAUAAAGGCAGUUCUGUAGAUUGAUACACUUCAUUUUGCAUGUAGGAGCAAAAAGAAAUUGCAAUAUUUGCAGGCUUCUCUUAUGUGCCGCAUCUUGUUUUUCCCCCCCUAGUAUCAGAGAAGUCUGUUUUCGAAGGCAAUAUGAAAUGAAGCUUGUCUCCUUUAAUGUUAAAACAAAGGGGGUGCAAAUUUUAAUAUGCUACUCAAACUCAGUUUUGAAUAAGAAGUAAUAUACUGUUUGAUAGCAGAACUGAUUUGCACUGCCUGUUUUCAAAUAUUUCUUUGUAAUUUCGCAAAUUAAAUUAUUUUUAUGCAAGGAAGAGAAAUGUGCUCCAGUGCUGGGUUAAAGAUGUUCAAGCAAAUGGAACUAUAGAAGGUAGAAUGGAAGUUGGAAUGAAGGUAAGAGAUGGAGAAAAGAAAUGAAUGUUGAAAUAAAACUAAAGAGAUUGUUUUGCAAGUUGGUUAAUGUAAUGAAAAAGAAAGUUGAGGGAUUUUGCAGUUUAUUACUGAAAUUAAUAUAUUCAGUGCUAUUAUUGAAAGAGGGUUUAUUAAAUAUAAUAGAAAAUAAGCUGCAUGUGUUUGAUGUGCAGCACAUGGUCACAAAACUAUAUGGGAUAUGCUUAAAUAUUGUUGAGAUUUUUAUAAAUUUAAAAUCAACAUUAAAGAGUUAAUUUGGAAUUCUUAUAAUUUAUUGAAUGUCCAAAUGUCCAUUUGAAUUUUUUUUGAAUAUACAUUUUUAUCUCAUAAAAAGAGAUAAAAUUUAUCUUCAUGGUAUUAUUUUAAAUAUGAAACAAAUUUCUUCCAUUUGAAGUAGAGUAGUAUUUUUACAUAUACUCAUUGCACUGUGAUCAACGUGAGCAAAACUGGUUUUAGUUUCUGUUCUGAAAAGUCAACUAAAUGUUGACUAGGGUUCUAAGUGCAAGAGAGGGGGGAAAUUGUGCAUUUGAUUAGCAGUAUUUUUUCCAAAAAUAGUUUAAGGUAAGUAUAGUAAACAAAACCAAAGAAAUGGGUGUGCAAUAAAAACAUUGACAUUAAAAAAGGUUAUUUUAGGUUGUGUAUUUGCAGCCAUCAACCAGAAUAUAUUGGCUUGAUAUAAAUAGUUUAAAAGAAUCAUGUUGGCCAACCUUUUUUUAAAAUCCUAAUUAUUUGGACACUUAUUUGAGAGUUCUGAGGAAUAUCUUUAGUCAUGGUGACAUCUGGUGGAUAUUGCAGGCAACCCCAAUACAUUAUUAAACAGUACCUUCAUGUUAAUCUUUGGCUGCUUUUCUUCUCAAAAUAAGAGGUUCUAACUUUGAAACUUGCAGAACCAAUCUUUAUUACAAUAGACUAUUAACGAAUGCUACUUUAAAAUUAAUGGUUAACAAAUAAUGACAUACCUUGCUUUGUUUUCUGUUCACACUUAAUUGUAGUACUUUGUAUUUGUCUUAUUUCAUUGGAGACAUAAUCAAAGUUCAUAGAAUAGUGGUGCUUGACUUCAAUUAUAAUUUUUUUCCCCCUGAAGAUACUAAGUCAGGUCAGUGGAUCAAUUUGGAUAUUAUUGAUCUCCUAAUGGAAACAGUAACAUCUUAAUGCUGUUUUACUGUAUGUUUCAUCUUAUUGUGUGCACAAUAUGCAUCCUGGGUUCCACUGUAGUUUAAUAGUUUCUACCUGGUUAAUAUAAUUUGCAAACAAAUGACCAAUAUGCAAACGUUGCUUCUGCAUAAAGCAUCCCUAAAGAAAAGGGCAUUUUCACUAGAGCACAGUAGAAAAGUUCGAAGUUAAAGUAAGGAGGAGUGCAGGGGCGAUUGUUUCAAUUCCCCAUUCAGUGUUUUGUACUUGCCACUGAAUAAAACUUGCCACAUGUUCAAGAUAUAAUUUCUUUUCCCUCCUUUUCUGGGCAGGAAAUAUAGCUUCCUUGUUUGUUCUUUUAAGCAUAAAUCCAGAGCCACAUCAGAAUAAGGUAAGGGCAGUAUUUCCUACCCGUGUCCUCUUUGGUCUGAAUAGAUGCUAUUAGAACGAACAUAGGAAGAAAGCAAUCUUGCUUGUCUAAAAGGUAACAAACUAUAAAAAUAGUAUUACCCAUUGUUAGAACUUUAGAAAAGUGAAGAUCACGAUGGUAAAGGAAGUCAGAGCUUGCUUUUCUGUGCAUUUGGAUAUACAUCCUUGCCAAAACAGACAACAUGAUUUAAGAAUGGUAAUUUGGGAGGGGGAGUAUUUUUUCCCAAUUUGACUCUUUUUCCUCAACCUGCUUACUGGAGCAGUUAAACUGUAAACCAGUGGUAAGAGUCAUUUAACUGUAAUAUGGUAAAACAUUUAAUGUUUGGAUUUUUAAACAUAUGUUGCUAAGUUUGAAAUACUAUUUUUGAAUAUUGAAUGGCAAUGUACAAAUAUGUGAAUUAUAAUUUUAACUUGAACUUUGUGCUUUCUUACUCUUUUUCGAUUUGUUUUAUGCACUACAGGUUUGAGUAAGAAAAAACGUUUGUAUUAAUCCAGACAUUAUUUUACUUGGGUUACUGCAAUUAUUUUUAAUUAUAAAGAGACUCAACGUUUGAUUAUUUUUUAAUGUAGGAUUCAAUUUUUAUUUUAGUGUAACAUUCUUCAAAGAUGUUACAGAUGUUAUGUUUUGCUUAUUUGAUAAUGAAGACUAGGUUGGAGGGGAAGAUGGAAAACACUAAAUUGUUCUUUUUUGAGAAACUGUAUUAUUUAUUAUUUUGAAGUUUUUUAUAGGGAAACUUAAUUCCCUUUGAUGUAACCAAAAUACUGUAGCAAGUUUUCCAUAAUUAAAGCUGGAGUUGGCACUG
This is a messenger RNA of Python bivittatus (Burmese python), 3902 nucleotides long. RefSeq names its product Ras association domain family member 3 (gene RASSF3). Gene Ontology annotation, biological process: signal transduction. Lineage: Eukaryota; Metazoa; Chordata; Lepidosauria; Squamata; Pythonidae. The record is from RefSeq and is a predicted model, not a curated record. Gene Ontology annotation, cellular component: cytoplasm.